This is a messenger RNA of Cervus elaphus (red deer), 1433 nucleotides long. It is a transcript of the gene GPR17, whose product is annotated as G protein-coupled receptor 17. The record is from RefSeq and is a predicted model, not a curated record. Gene Ontology annotation, cellular component: membrane. The coding region runs from base 307 to 1326 and encodes 339 amino acids. The transcript has 2 exons. Gene Ontology annotation, biological process: phospholipase C-activating G protein-coupled receptor signaling pathway; positive regulation of Rho protein signal transduction. Gene Ontology annotation, molecular function: G protein-coupled receptor activity. NCBI's taxonomy places the organism in Eukaryota, Metazoa, Chordata, Mammalia, Artiodactyla, Cervidae.
CUCGGCCUCUGUGACGCUCGGCGACCCAGCUGGGGGCCGAGGAGGAGGGGGAGCUGGGACACACUGGAAUAUUCACAGCCCAGUGGCAGCAGAGGCAGCCAGAGGAGUGGCCCGCCACACAGGGGACCCCUCAGGAAUGAAGCAGCCUUUCAGGGCCCGAGGGGGUGCAGCCUCCCUGCCUCUCCUUAAAUAGCCAGCCGGCCUCUACCCCAGCCACACGGAGCCACCACCCACCCACAGGCUGCAGCCCACCUGCUGCCCCAGACCCGCUGUGAGAGGCUCAGUGCCUCUGCCUCUGGCUGAAGCAUGAAUGGCCUUGAGGAGGCCUCCCCAGGUAUACUGGCCAACUCCUCCCUGGCCCCUGUGGAGCAAUGCGGCCAAGAGACGCCCCUGGAAAACGUCCUCUUCGCCUCUUUCUACCUCCUGGAUUUCAUCCUCGCUUUUGUGGGCAACGCCCUGGCCCUGUGGCUCUUCAUCCGGGAUCACAAGUCCAGCACCCCUGCCAACGUGUUCCUGAUGCACCUGGCCGUCGCCGACCUGUCCUGCGUGCUGGUCCUCCCCACCCGCCUGGUCUACCACUUCUCAGGGAAUCACUGGCCCUUUGGGGAGAUUCCGUGCCGGCUCACGGGCUUCCUCUUCUACCUCAACAUGUAUGCCAGCAUCUACUUCCUCACCUGCAUCAGCGCUGACCGCUUCCUGGCCAUCGUGCACCCCGUCAAGUCCCUCAAGCUCCGCAGGCCGCUCCACGCCCACCUGGCCUGCGCCUUCCUCUGGGUGGUGGUGGCCGUGGCCAUGGCCCCGCUGCUGGUGAGCCCGCAGACCGUACGGACCAACCACACGGUGGUCUGCCUGCAGCUCUACAGGGAAAAGGCUUCCCAGCAUGCCCUGGCGUCCCUGGCCGUGGCCUUCACCUUCCCAUUCGUCACCACGGUCACCUGCUACCUGCUGAUCAUCCGCAGCCUGCGGCAGGGCCCGCGCGUGGAGCGGCGCCUCAAGAACAAGGCGGUGCGCAUGAUCGCGGCGGUGCUGGCCAUCUUCCUGGUCUGCUUCGUGCCCUAUCACGUCCACCGCUCCGUCUACGUGCUGCGCUACCGCGGCCAGCGCACCUCGUGCGCCGCCCAGCGCGCGCUGGCGCUCGGCAACCGCAUCACCUCCUGCCUCACCAGCCUCAACGGCGCGCUCGACCCCGUCAUGUACUUCUUCGUGGCCGAGAAGUUCCGCGAUGCCCUGCGCAGCCUGCUGUGCGGCAAGCGGCUCCCAGGGCUACCCCCCAGUGCCGACGGCAGGACGAACGAGAGCUCGCUGAGCGCCAGGUCGGAGCUGUGAGCCUGGGCCCCGGCCCCUCCCCAACCCCACAGGGACCACCCCGCAGACCCACCGAGGACCCCCUCCCAACCCCACAGGGACCACCCCGCAGACCCACCGAGGACCCC